Molecule: messenger RNA, 405 nt
Organism: Rotaria sp. Silwood2
Lineage: Eukaryota; Metazoa; Rotifera; Eurotatoria; Philodinida; Philodinidae
Source: the annotation of a GenBank genome assembly
AUGCCUAAUCGACUUCCACUACCAGAAGCGACGCUCUCCAUCACCGCUCUCAAUAGCUCUGUAUCAUCAUCAUUUCUACCAACCGACAUGAUUGAUACUAUAUUCAAUCGACUCAUGGUAGAGGAGUGGAAAGUAGACAGUAAUUUUGAGGGUUAUUAUAACACUUGUGCUCCUGCAACAUGUACUUACACGAUCAUCCGACGAAUGGAUCUUCUUUAUGUAAUUGCGACCAUGGCAGGUCUUUUUGGUGGUCUUGUCAUUGUUCUACGUUUACUUACUCCGGUAAUUGUGCGAUUGGUUAAUUGGAUUGUUGCUCGUUGGCGAUACAGGUAUUUAUGUGCGAAUGACCAAGAACGUGUUAGACAAACAGGUAACAUGUACUGUCGUUUUGUAAUAAAAUAUUAA